AUGCUUGAUGAGGAACAUGCAGCUCCAACCAGCUUCACUCUCCACCAAACCGACGCGAACCCGCUGGGGUCUACGGGACCAUCUCAGCUGUCCGGCCUAAUUGCCUCUCUGCCAUCCAUCUGUGUUGGUCUUUCAGUGGGUGUAGGCGGCGGCAUCGCUCGACUGGACGAGGGACACGAUAUCCGGCUAGGCGACGUUGUCGUGAGUCAGGCCUGUGGGACCACAGGCGGUGUCUGCCAGUACGACUUAAUCAAAGCAAAGUCUGCUGACAAGCGCGAACGUAAAGGCUUUCUCAAACGGCCUCCGACAGUCCUCCUCAAGGCGCUUAGUAGCAUCCAGGCCUAUCAUGAGCGGAAAGUCUCUAAGGUCUCCUGCCUCCUUCAAAAGAUGCUAGAGAAAACCCCGAAGAUGGGCAAGAGAUCUAAACAGAAUCCUGAAUAUACUCACCAGGGCUUCGAAAUUGACUGCCUCUUCAAAGCUUCGUGUGACCACGUCCCCGGCCCGGACUGUUGGGGCUGUGACACGGUUGGUGAGGUUCAGCGCGAUUCCCGAGACACCACCGACCCCGAGAUUCACUACGGGAUCAUCGCAUCCGGCAAUACACUCGUUAAAGACGCCGCUACGCACGAUCGGAUUGUUGCUGAGCUUGGUGAGGACUGCAUCUGCUUUGAGAUGGAAGCCGCCGGCCUGAUGAACCAUUUUUCCUGUCUUGUGAUCCGAGGGAUCUGUGACUACGCCGAUUCUCACAAGAACGAUCGAUGGCAACGCUACGCCUCGGCAACCGCCGCUGCAUAUGUGAAGGAGCUUCUGGCAUACGUGCCGGCUGCGGAAGUCCAAGAGACUAAGAGGGCACUGGAAGUGCUUACCCUCGAUCUGGUCAGCCAAAAAAGCUCAAUGUCGACGACAUUACGCGCGUUAAAGACCAUAUACAACAAGAUCCGCAUGUAA
Molecule: messenger RNA, 948 nt
Organism: Penicillium oxalicum
Lineage: Eukaryota; Fungi; Ascomycota; Eurotiomycetes; Eurotiales; Aspergillaceae
Exons: 2
Coding region: 1-948 (315 amino acids)
Biological process (GO): nucleoside metabolic process
Molecular function (GO): catalytic activity
Source: RefSeq, a predicted model, not a curated record